GCCUGUCACCUCUGUAUUGUGCCUGUCACUUCUGUCGUUAAGUACAGAGAGGUCGUAGUCUCAAGCAGGUAGAUCAUUAAAUGGUUUUGAAGAGUUCGCUAGCGUAAUUCACACUUUUGGGGUCAUGAUGGAGUUUGAGGAUGGAAAACCAUUGUACGAGCGGAGAUUUGAUGCCGCUGUCAAAGUGAUACAAAGCUUGCCUCCAGACGGUUCCUUUCAGCCCUCCAAUGACAUGAUGCUCAAGUUUUACAGUCACUACAAACAGUCCACACUAGGACCCUGCAACACACCCAGACCUGGUUUCUGGGACCCCAUGGGCAAAGUCAAAUGGGAUGCAUGGAAUGAUCUGGGAGAAAUGCCCAAGGAAGAGGCAAUGAUUGCUUAUGUUGAUGAAUUGAAGCUGAUCCUUGAGGGCAUGCCCUGUACAACUGAGGUAGAGCAGCUGCUGCUGGUGUUGGGCCCCUUCUAUGAGCAGGUGCUCGAGAAAAAACACAUAAAUCAGGUUUCCGACCUGUCUGCAGGUUUUGGGACCAUGAUUACGUCAGCACCUCCAAAAAGUGUCACAAGGAGCAUCAUUAGGACAAUGGAAAUGAAUGGCACUUUGGAGACACGGCCACCCAGGCCGGCGGGUGAGCCUCCAAAGCCCAAAGUCAUGGCAGUGAAAGAGCAGGGGGAGGAAGAAGAGGAGUUUGAGUUUGAUGAGGAAGAUGAAGAAGAAAUUGCUGAGAUCAAGGAGGUGAAAAAAGCAAAUGAAAAGUCGAAGAAAAAGGGCUCAUCCAGGAGACCUAAAGUCCCCCUGUCCGAAGGUAAUGUGAGGAACGGGAUGAGCCACUUUUCUAAUGGGACCCACACCUCCAAGGCUGCGCUGAACAGUGAGGACUCAGAGGAGGGCCUCUUGAACAGCACCCUGCCCCUGGAGCCUCAUGUCCAGGUGAACGGCCACCACGCAGAUCUGGAUGCAUCCUGGCCCCGUCAUGUGGCCAGUGACUCAGACAGCGAGGUCUACUGUGACUCUAUGGACCAGUUUGGCCUGGAAGAGGGCUCUGAGGCACACACUGACCGCUGUCUGGAGCUGGAUGAGGAAGAGCAGGGGGAGAGCCACAGCCCUCUGUCCGAUCAGGAGGGGCCCGCCGAGGCACCGUGUGGGACCCCUGAGGACUCCCAGGGGCCACCCAAGGGAAUCCAGUGUGGUGGGGAGGAUGGGGAGACGAGUGGAGGGGCCUCUCAGAGACAAAUACAGAAUACAGAUAGGGUCGAUAGGAGAGAACGAGGCUCCAGGUCUUCAGGGCACGGUGUGGAGGCCCAGGGGCCCUUGCAGGGUAGCGGAGGGGACGGGGAGCGAUGGGGUGGAGCGGGGGCAACAGGAGGCAGUCUGAAUGAGCAGAUCGUAGUGGCACUGGCCAGACUGCAGGAGGACAUGCAGAGUGUCCUGGAGAGAUUGCACACACUUGAGGCCCUCACUGCAUCCCAGUCGUUGGCUCUACCAUACCCACCAUCACCUCUGGCAAAGAAGGGAAGUAAGAAACCAUCCUGGUGGCCUUUUGACGUGUCUCCUAGCGCUGUUGCCUUUGCUGUGGCAUGGCCAUUUGUGGUGCAGUGGCUUAUCCGUCUAUAUCUUCAACGUAAGAAAAGACGAAUCAACUGAAAAGUCUCCCGUCCCAAAGACACAGAGCGACGAUGAGAGCCCUCUCAACAGUCUCUGGUUGGGUAACGGCCGUAGCCUCCCUUCCGCUUUCCCACCCACACCUCUAUAACUCUGGCUUUUGCACUAUGAAGAUGGCACUAGGAGUAGUGAGUUGGGGGAAGCCUCCGAACCCACUGAGUAGUGAGUUGGGGGAAGCCUCCGAACCCACUGAGUAGUGAGUUGGGGGAAGCCUCCGAACCCACUGAGUAGUGAGUUGGGGGAAGCCUCCGAACCCACUGAGUAGUGAAUUGGGGGAAGCCUCCGAACCCACUGAGUAGUGAGUUGGGGGAAGCCUCCGAACCCACUGAGUAGUGAGUUGGGGGAAGCCUCCGAACCCACUGAGUAGUGAAUUGGGGGAAGCCUCCGAACCCACUGAGUAGUGAGUUGGGGGAAGCCUCACAACCCACUGAGUAGUGAGUUGGGGGAAGCCUCACAACCCACUGAGUAGUGAGUUGGGGGAAGCCUCCGAACCCACUGAGUAGUGAGUUUGGGGAAGCCUCCGAACCCACUGAGUAGUGAGUUGGGGGAAGCCUCCGAACCCACUGAGUAGUGAGUUUGGGGAAGCCUCCGAACCCACUGAGUAGUGAGUUGGGGGAAGCCUCACAACCCACUGACAUUACAAUUUGAAAUCAAAGAGAAAUGUGAAUGAAUUGAACUGCAGCUUUUAUAAUCAUGCAAGAUUAUACAACUACUGUACUACAUUAGUACUUUUUUUUGCUCUGAAGAAAUGACGAUGAUUUAACUUGGGCGGGUAAAGUUAUUGGUUGUGUAUGUUGAGUAUAGCUUAUUUUCUUGCAAAUAUUCCGUACAUCUUACGGCACGGAUCGGCAACUUUGAUGGGGGUGUGUUCCAAGAAGAAGACAAAAAAAAAACGAAACUCCUCUUUUUAGCGGUUCUUCUCCUGACAGCGAAGAAGGGAAAAAAUGAUGUUUUAAACUUAAUUUCCUGCAAUUCUACAUAUUUUGCCAUGGGGCGUAAAGAAAAUGUUGCCGUUUUAAAUAUGACUGAUGAUCAGUGGGCCCCACCCCAGUUAGUGAUUUGACUAUGUUUACUACAAGUUUAGACAGCUGGCCACUAGACUAACUGACCAAUGUAAAAACAUUUAGCUGACCUGGGCUUAUUGAGUGGCUGCUGAUGCACAACAAAAACCGAAUGUCGAAAUUGCAGCUUAUGUAUUCUACUAUUCUAACUCUCUAACAUUUUCUUUUGUCGGUCAAAUUGGUCCGCCGGCCUUCAAAAGGGGGGAGGCCUGCGGGCCUUCAAAAGGGGAGAGGCCCGCGGGCCUUCAAAAGGGGGGGAGGCCCGCGGGCCUUCAAAAGGGGGGAGGCCCGCGGGCCUUCAAAAGGGAGGGAGAUGCCCGCGGGUCCGCCAGUUGCCCAUCCCUUGUCUUACAGCAUUAUAAGAACUAUCCAACUAACUUGUCCUGCAAAUGGAUAUGCUGCAACAGAAACCUUACGCCAUAUAUCAUAAUAGUUGCUCAGGCUGCUAAAAUAUGGCGAUAACGCUAGGUAGAUAAGUGUAUAUAUAUAAUAAUGUGUUUGUGGAAAGGUACAUUUAAAUUCUAAAAAUGUGUUAAUUUAUUAUUUCUAAUAUUAAAUGAAUAUGAAGACUUUAUUGUCUAGUUUUUGGUUAGGUUGUACAUUACUGCUAGGAUGUGAAUGGUUCAGAUUAAGAAUAAUUUUUUAAAUAUCGAAUCGGCUUUUAUACACUUGAUUUGUGUAUAUUUAGAAUUUCAUCAACUCAUGAUAAGGUGCCUCACCAGUGUAGCAGUGUAGCUGUGUACAGUACUUGGGGGUGGCAGGUAGCCUAGCGCUUAAGAAUGUUGUGCUAGUAACCGGAAGGUUGCUAGUUCAAAUACCCGAGCUGACUAGGUGGGGAAAAAAAGUCUGUCGAUGUGCUAUGCAUUUAACCCUAAUUGCUCUGGAUACGAGCGUCUGCUGUUUAUUUGAGUAAAACAUCUCAAACGUAAAAUUGUAGUGUUGGUCCAAAUUCUGAGAAGAAUAAAGAUGUGAAACGCUAAUUGAACACUCAAAUGUUACCACCUCAAAAGAAAGAAAAAGUUUAGUAGUGAUGAUAGAUACGUCUUUCAAAUAAAUAUAUUGUACUUUUUUUGAU
This is a messenger RNA of Oncorhynchus kisutch (coho salmon), 3799 nucleotides long. Its product is annotated as acyl-CoA-binding domain-containing protein 5A-like. Gene Ontology annotation, molecular function: fatty-acyl-CoA binding. Lineage: Eukaryota; Metazoa; Chordata; Actinopteri; Salmoniformes; Salmonidae. The transcript is spliced from 13 exons. The record is from RefSeq and is a predicted model, not a curated record. Gene Ontology annotation, cellular component: cytoplasm; peroxisome. The coding region runs from base 125 to 1645 and encodes 506 amino acids. Gene Ontology annotation, biological process: fatty acid metabolic process; pexophagy.